Messenger RNA from Talaromyces stipitatus ATCC 10500, 1074 nucleotides. RefSeq names its product aldo-keto reductase, putative. The transcript is spliced from 2 exons. The record is from RefSeq and is a predicted model, not a curated record. The coding region runs from base 1 to 1074 and encodes 357 amino acids. Lineage: Eukaryota; Fungi; Ascomycota; Eurotiomycetes; Eurotiales; Trichocomaceae.
AUGGCAUCCACAACCCUUCCCACUUCUCUGCAAAAAUCCCUCGACGAAACCAAAGUCGAGUACACCAACCUCGGCUCGUCCGGCCUACAAAUCUCAGUUCCCAUCCUCGGCACCAUGUCCUUUGGGUCCAAAGAAUGGAGUCCCUGGCUCCUCGAAGAAGAAGAAGCCAUCAAACUUCUUGCAGCUGCCUAUGACCGCGGCAUCAAUACCUGGGAUACGGCGAAUAUGUACGGAAACGGUCUUUCGGAGGAGAUUAUUAGCAAGGCUAUCAAAACCCUCGAAAUCCCAAGACACAAAGUUGUGAUUAUGACCAAAUGUGCUAUUCCCGUCGGGGAGGAUGUGUCCGUCGUUGGACCGGCGCAUGGACAAUUUAUGAAGAAGAGUAAGCAGUAUGUCAACCAAGGAGGUCUCUCUCGCGCAUCAAUCUUCAACCAAGUCGAAGCCUCCCUCUCUCGCUUGAAUACCGAUUACAUCGACGUCCUGCAAAUCCAUCGCUAUGAUCCCUCCACUCCCCCCGAAGAAACAAUGAAAGCUCUCCACGAUCUCGUCCAAGCAGGAAAAGUGCGAUAUCUCGGCGCAAGUUCCAUGUGGGCUACCCAAUUCGCGAAUCUGCAACAUAUAGCCGAAAGGAAUGGUUGGACCAAGUUCAUCUCCAUGCAAAACUAUUACAACCUCUGUUAUCGCGAGGAAGAGCGUGAGAUGACUCGGUUUUGCAAGGAGACUGGUGUCGGGAUUAUUCCCUGGUCUCCGCUGUUUGGGGGCCAGUUGGCUCGGCCAGUGGGUGUAAAGGAGUCCAUCCGUUCCCAGACGCCAUCACCAAUGGGUUCUGCGUUUACGGCUGCAGAUGAGGCGAUUAUCAAACGGGUUGAGCAGGUGGCGAAGGAGAAAGGAUGGAAAAUGGUGCAUGUUGCUUUGAUCUGGUUGAGGAGUAAAGGUGCUGCACCGAUUGUGGGCGCUACUUCGGUUGAGAAGUUGGAUGAUGUCGUUGAGAUUCGGGGAAAAUCGUUGACGGAGAAGGAGAUAAGGUUUCUGGAGGAGCCGUAUGUUCCCAAACCUAUUGCUGGGCAUUUUUGA